CUGCUAAACAGGGAUUAGGAGGAAACAGAAAUUUUCCCCCGUCUCCCUGGACCAACUCUUCCCAUCACUUAGCAGAGCAGAAGAGACAGCUGAAGGAGAAUGAGAGCAAUCGGCAGGAGAUUAACCUGACACUGGAUGCAGUCUCGGAUUCCCAGUGGCCCCUGAGUGCUCUGUCCGUCCCUUGAGAUGGAUGAAAUGAAUCCGCUGGAAAGGGAACACUCGCUGUGCGUCGUUCUCCCAGCGGGGAUCGAAAAGAACAUUACAGUGCAUGGAAGUAAGCCGGUGAUGGACUUACUCGUGACACUGUGUGCAAAUUACCAUCUCAAUCCUUCUGAUCACACUGUUGAGUUCCUGUCGCCUAACAAGAACAACAUCAGCUUCAAGCCUAACUCUCCUAUCGGCUUGUUGGAAGCCGAGAAGAUUUUGUUGAAGCCAAAAGGGACCGAAGAAAAAACGAAGAAGCCGUACAUGCCCGAAGCAACCGUACGUUUACUGAUCAACUACAACAAGUCCCAUAAGACAGUGUUGCGGGUGAAUCCCAGGGCGCCGCUCGAGACGGUGCUGCCGGCAGUGUGCGACAAGUGUGAGUUGAACGUGGAGACGACCAUCUUACUGAGAGACCUGCAGUCCAAAGAACCGCUGGAUUUGACCAAGAGCUUGAAUGACCACGGAUUGAGGGAGGUGUUCGCUAAAGACACAGCAGCUCAGGACUGCCAAAACAAGACAGCUGGAGGAGCAGGGACACCAACAGAGGUCAUCUCACCAACUCCAUCACAAGACUUGCAAAGGAAGGAAAGGAAACAAAGGAGAAGAGGCUUCUUUAGCUUUUUCAGAAGACGGAAGAAGAAAAACGAAACGAACGGGUCGGUGAGUGCUCCGACGUCUCCCGGCCUGGGGAAGCAAGUGAGAGUCCGUGGGAAUUCGGAGAGCGUUUCGUCAACUCACACCCUGCCGGCCGACACGCCUAAAAAACGCCCAGCGCCACAGCCGCCUGUUGCAGUCUCCCAGAGCGUCCCUAGCAACCUGAGCGCCUGUAUUCAAGGAGCACAGUCAUCGGGAGAACUUACCUUAAGGAAUACGAAGAGGAAAGCUCCACCGCCCCCCUGUGCAAACACACAAUCUGAGCAGAGAGAAGGAACUGAUGCGGGAGAGUCCCUGAAGAUCCUGGAAGGGCUGAGAGAGACUGACGAUUCCUUGUCCUCUUCAAGCCCAUCACUGACUCGUCUGCAGGAAGCGCCCGACUCGUAUCGGCCUUCGUUUCGAGGGAGAGACCUAUCCGACGCCCGCUCGGCUCUCGCUAAAGUCCUCACGUCCUCCGUCUCCAAAGGGACGCUGGUGAGGCGUUUGAGAAACUCCGCCGCCUUCCCGAACUUUAACGUUGCGUCCUGCGUGUCCACAACUUCAAAGUGUCUGGAUGAGGGAGACCGCUGUGCAGAGCACGAGUCUGCUUUCAGAUCUAACCUCCCGACUGAGAACGAGUGGACGGAGCCAGAACACAGGACUGGAUGGACUACCUUUAAAGUCGUGCCCCUGAAGAAACCGGCUUCCUCUGAUCAAGAGGUGAUGCAUGACACUCAGGACUGCUCCGACUUACCUGUAAUUGAUGACAAAGAAACAAACGAGAAACGGAAGGAAGUAGAUCCAGAAGAUCCUGCGCCAGUAGAUGGUUGUGAUAACUCAGAAAAUCAGAGCGAGUCUGGUUUGAGUCCUGACGCAGACGUUGUUCCAUGUAGUUCAUGCACUGUUGGAGAGAAUGUUUCACAUGAAGAAAUUGAAGAGGAUGUUUCACAUGAAGAAGACGAGGAAGCUGUCUUCCCUCCCCCUCCUCCACCUGUUGUUUUUACAGAGGACAUGGAAACUGUGGAGAAAGAAGAUUCCCAAGCUAGUCCCGUCUUCAACGGGCACAAGAAGGCAUUUAGCGUAGCUCACAACAACGCUUCCUCCGCUGCAUCUGACCAGCCGACUGUGGCGCCGUCCAGAUUUGCCCAGGCUGUAGCCCUGGCCGUGCAGAGGGCCCGUCUAAAGAGACGGGGCCUCGGCGAGAGCUCAGGCCCUCAAGCCUCCAGCGGUCCAAACGGCACUCAUCCAUCGCCUUCCAGGUCCUCAUAUCAGUAUGGUGCCUGACCUGCGUCUGUGUCCAGCUUUCAGCACGGACGAAAGACACCGGACCCAGACCAGCUCAUAGUUUUCAAUAAGCUGUGCAGUUUUUCUCUUUUUCUUUUUAGUUUUCACUUAAUGUUCAUGUGUUUAAACACAAAUGCUUUGCUCUGGAGAAUGCCAAAUGUACAGGUUAGAGUUGCUCCUAUAUAUAUAUAAUUAUAAUUAAAUUUUUCAUGUGCCAAAGUGGAUGUAAUGCUGAUUUGAGAGCUUUUUCUUGUUUAUUUAAAACAAAUGAGAAGUAACCUGUAUUAAUAGUAUUUUUUUGGAAAAAUAUUUUGUUUUAGGGUGGUUUGGUUUUCAGCCAGCAGGUGGCAGAGGAGUGUUUCUUGUAAAUUUAAAAUCCAAACGUCUUUUUUUGUUUUUGUUUUUUUGUAAGAUUUUCAUAUCAUCCAUUCUAGUGGAUUUAUCCCUGAAAAUAUGCCGCACAAUUUUAUUGCAAUUUUAGCCAGAAAUGAUUUGUUAAUUGUUUUCAUCAAGGAGCCAUGAAAGCAACCUCUGUUUCAGGGACACGCCUACAAUAAAAAGACUCCAACAACGA
Poeciliopsis prolifica (blackstripe livebearer) is the source of this 2698-nucleotide messenger RNA. It is a transcript of the gene cobll1a, whose product is annotated as cordon-bleu WH2 repeat protein-like 1a. The record is from RefSeq and is a predicted model, not a curated record. NCBI's taxonomy places the organism in Eukaryota, Metazoa, Chordata, Actinopteri, Cyprinodontiformes, Poeciliidae. The transcript has 10 exons. The coding region runs from base 187 to 2124 and encodes 645 amino acids. Gene Ontology annotation, molecular function: actin monomer binding.